CCACAGAUCCCUUUCUCUUCUUCUUUUCAAGAUUAGAGAGCGUGUGCAAAAUGAGCGGGCGGAUCGUGAGCCAAGAGGAUCCGGUGCAGUCGGAGCGGCACAGCGAGGCGGGCAGCGUUGCACCGCCUUCGAAGGUGGGCGUGCCGCCGAGGAAGAACGCGUGGGAGGACUUUAAAUCUGUGGUGAAUGAGACUUUCUUCUCCGAUCAGCCUCUUAGGCAUUUCAAGGACCAGCCCAAGCGCAAGAAAGUUGCUCUCUUUGUGCAAGGCCUCUUCCCUGUGUUCCAAUGGGGACGGGGAUAUAACUUUAGUAAGUUCAAAGGGGACCUCAUUGCUGGCUUAACCAUUGCUAGUCUUUGUAUUCCUCAGGAUAUUGGAUAUGCCAAGCUUGCCAAUUUGCCAGCUGAAAAUGGACUUUAUAGUAGCUUUGUCCCACCAUUGGUCUACGCCGUGAUGGGAAGUUCUAGAGACAUCGCAAUCGGCCCGGUCGCCGUCGUGUCACUUUUACUUGGAACACUCCUAUCGCAGGUAUACGACCCGGUGAAAGAAGCCGAAGAAUACAAACGGCUAGCUUUCACGGCAACUUUCUUCGCCGGAGUAACUCAGCUAGCUCUAGGCUUCCUCCGGCUAGGAUUCUUGAUCGACUUUCUAUCACAUGCUGCGAUUGUUGGGUUCAUGGGUGGCGCCGCUGUCACCAUCGCCCUUCAACAGCUGAAAGGUCUUCUCGGCAUAAAAAACUUCACCAAGAAAACUGAUAUCAUUUCAGUGAUGCGCUCAGUUUGGAGUAAUUUGCAGCAUGGGUGGAAUUGGCAGACUAUACUGAUAGGGGUAUCAUUUUUGGCGUUCCUAUUAGCUACCAAAUAUAUCGGCAAGAAGCAUAAGAAACUGUUUUGGAUACCUGCCAUUGCGCCCUUGACAUCGGUGAUACUCUCAACUUUUUUUGUGUAUAUCACUCGAGCUGAUAAAGAUGGAGUUCAGAUUGUAAAACACAUAGACAAAGGAAUAAAUCCACCAUCCCUUGAUAAGAUCUUCUUCCAUGGAGACAAUCUCACCAAAGGUUUCAAAAUUGGAGUGGUUGCUGGUUUGAUUGCCCUAACGGAAGCUGUGGCCAUUGCAAGAACAUUCGCAGACUUAAAGGACUACGAGAUCAAUGGUAACAAAGAAAUGAUGGCUCUUGGCACCAUGAACAUUGCUGGCUCCAUGACUUCUUGCUAUGUAGCCACAGGAUCAUUCUCCCGGUCGGCCGUGAACUACAUGGCUGGCUGCAGCACACCGAUGUCGAACAUCGUCAUGGCAUGUGUCGUUCUCUUGACCUUAGAGCUCAUCACACCCCUUUUCAAGUAUACCCCUAAUGCCAUUCUCGCCUCCAUCAUCAUUUGCGCCGUGAUUGGGCUCAUCGACAUCGAUGCUGUGAUGUUGCUAUGGAAGAUCGACAAAUUCGACUUCAUUGCUUGCAUGGGAGCUUUCUUUGGCGUCGUCUUUGAUUCGGUCGAGAUUGGUCUUCUCAUUGCUGUGAGUUUGUCGCUGUUUAAAAUUCUAUUGCAAGUGACGAGACCUCGCAUUGCUUUGCUUGGGAAGCUCCCAAAGAUUGCCAUUUUUAGAAACAUUUUGCAAUACCCUGGGGCAAAGAGGAUUGAUGGAAUCCUCAUGGUUAGGGUUGAUUCUUCUAUAUACUUCUCCAAUGCCAACUAUGUCAAAGAAAGGAUACUGAGAUGGCUAGCAGAUGAAACAGAGAAGCUCAAAGACCAAUCUCUCCCCAUCAAAGUCGUUGUCAUCGACAUGUCUCCGGUAUCCGAUAUCGACACGAGCGGCAUCCAUGCGAUCGAGGGAUUGUACUCUCAUUUGCAGAAGAAGGAAAUUGAGCUUGCACUUGCAAAUCCAGGUCCAGUGAUAAUGGAGAAGCUCUUAGCUGCAAACUUCGACAAGCUCAUUGGAGAAGAAAACAUUUUCCUUAGUGUCAACGAAGCUAUUAAGACUUAUGCCCCAAAUGCGGCUCUUGAUCCUUAACUACCACGAACUGUGUAGUGUUUUUAUUGUCUGUUCUUCCUUGUAUUAUAUAGUUUUGAUCAGCUGUUUACAAAUUACAUAUGAUGUUUUCUUGUUUUGUUUUUCUUCUUUUUGCGUGUAUAUUUCCUUUUCGGUCACUUAAUUACGAGUUACUCGAUUUUGUUGUGAA
Molecule: messenger RNA, 2175 nt
Organism: Cucurbita pepo subsp. pepo (vegetable marrow)
Lineage: Eukaryota; Viridiplantae; Streptophyta; Magnoliopsida; Cucurbitales; Cucurbitaceae
Product: sulfate transporter 1.2
Biological process (GO): transmembrane transport
Cellular component (GO): membrane
Source: RefSeq, a predicted model, not a curated record